GAUCAGCUGGAUCGUUCAUAUUUCCAUCGAGGUUAGUGCUGUCACGCACAGAUGAUGACUGCAGCGCUACAAUCAGGAAUAAAAGGUUAAUAAAGAAGAAACCAGUGCUUCAAAGGCUGGUCUCCAUGGAAACAAGAGAUUCCAGACCAAGCUCUGGAAGUCUGUCGAACCAGGAUGAUGGUGGUCUGUGGAUGAAAAUGGACUGUAACCAUGUUUCCAACCAAACAGAGAGUCCAUCAGUAGCCUCUGGUGAGACGCCCCAAGAUGAAACCAUCCCUGGUACUACAGCGAGGUACUACAGUGUGAUGGAUGAUGAAGGUGCAGAUGAUGUCUUCAUCCCACCUUCUCCUCCAUCCUGCAUGGCUCCUUUGCCACCAGCAGAUGGAGGCACAGGUGCAACAGCCGAUAACUCUGGUGUGUCCGUCUCAGGGGCAGCUGACGCCACAGAGGCUGAGGCUAAUCCCAGCAGCUUAGACUGGUAUCACGGGCAGAAGCACUUAAUGGCAGCACAGAACGAGGUGGAUGAAGUGAUAGCAAGUGUGCUGCAGGCUUCUAUGGAAAAGGUAUUACUGUCCAAUGACAAGGACUCCACACCACCAAGCUAUCAAGACCAAACAUCCAUGGACAGCAGGGGUUGUCUGAUGGAAACAUGCCACGAUGCCGCCAAAAGACACUAUCAGGAUGACACAGACAAUGAAGAAUCAAAUGAGGAGCCUGAGGACAUUGUGAUUUUGAGGGAAGGACAGGAAAACUGGGGAGAAAGCAAUGCAGAGAAAGACCAAUAUCCAAAUGAAAUUUCUUCAAGCCAUGAGGAAAACUCUGAAAAGGAGACCUGCUCAGACAAAGACGGAGACAAAACAAAAUACGAGGACAUUUGUGGUCUUGAUGAGACAGACUCAAAACUGUCAAGAGAGAAGCUGGACAGUGAAAGUGAUGAGCCAAAUACCCCAACACUGUCUGAUCCUAAUGUGAAUGAUUGUGAUUUUGAAUGCUCCGAGGCAGCAGAGGUCAACAAACACAACCGAAGCAAGACGGACGCAGCAACCAGUCAGCCUCAGGCAGCUCCUUUACCAGCAGGCGAGACCAGUGAUAAUGAAGAGCAUGUUGACAGCAGAUCUUUGGACUAUAACCUCACGAAGUAUAACUGGGUGAGGAGAGAAAGUGGCACAGAAAUGCAAAUGCCCCAACCUCCUAUCUCCAAAGAUUCUGCAGAAACGGUGACUAGCAGAGAGCAUGAAGAUGGAGGCAAGAGAAUAGCCACUGAUAUCCAACAAGGUGAGCAACUGCUUCAGCGUCUGCAAAUGGUUCAGCUGCGACACGAUGUACAUAUGUCAGAGAAUCCUCAAACCUCUCAGAAGCCUUUCAAAGAUAUGAGAGGUGAGGAAAAGGGUGCAUCUGGGACUGAAUUGAGAGAAAGGAAACUGACAGAUGAAGAAAUGAAGGAAGAAAGUCGAUUUCACACUGUAAUGGAAUCAAAGACAACCCUGAUGGAGAAGGAAAAGACUGAGAGUAAAGACAUUCAAACAAAAGCAAGGAUGUCUUCAUCUGAUAUGCCAGAAGAGUCUGAGCACAAUAGGAUUGCUGCAAUAGAUUCUGGAGAUUCUGGUGAUGAACAGAGUGACAGAUGUGUACCUGCAGAUUUGCCUUCUAUCAUCUCCCAUGAAACAUCUACUGAAAUUCCAUUUUUGUCCACUGGACACCGAUUCUCAGCUGCCGAGACCUCUAUGGAGAAGCAGCUCCACGAGGCAGCCCAGGAGAAGAAGAACUUGCAGAGAGCAGGGGGGGUUUUCAAUCUUACAGAUAAUCCUGAUGUGCUGGAGAUUCCCUUCAAAACAAAUAUCUCUCUUGAGUCACUUCUUCCCAAAGCUGAGGCCAGCCAUCGCAGUGAUUGGCAAUUCUCUGAGCAGAAGAUGCAGAAGGAGAUAAGUCAGGAGGUUCAGAGAGAACUGGUGCUGGUCAACCAGGGAAAGAUUCCAGGGGGGUACAGCAAAGGGGAAGUCCGCCACUUAAAGGAGACUAAACUGCUGUUUGAAACUUUCCAGCAAGACAACAUGGAGGGUCCAACAAGGCUCCGGAAGCCCCCUAACACAGUGAUUCAAGGUCCCGUUUAUCCUUCAGUGCUGGAGCGCACACGUAGCCUCGAGAUGUUCUCCCUGAAAAGUUGCCCCGUUUCCAGAGCACAUUCCCUCAGGCUGUGCAAAUCUACAACCCCUGAGAGAGAAAAAAGUCCCGAAAACUUCAGGUCAAAGAGCCCAACUGGAGGUUCUCGAGAUAAAACACGCUUAUCCCCUUAUUCAAAACAGGACAAACACCUGCGUCUGCACAGAAGCAUGGACUCUAUAAGAACUGAUGGCUCCACGUUAGCAGUGGAGACCAGGGGCAUACCAAGGAAGGGGAACGCAGGGCCAGAAUCCCCAAUCCUCAGACAAAACCCUUUCUUCAAGUUGCGCCCAGCCCUGGCUCUGCAGCCAGAGGUGGAGAAGGACAUCCGAGAGGCCAAACAAAGAGAGGAGGAGCUGCGCAGACAGAGAUGCACUUUGUAUGGAGAGAACAGACGGAAUAGUGAAGAUGAGGACAAGUCACGUCGCACUCAAACAGACGUACCAGAUAUCAGGAAACGAGGGAAACUGGAACGGGUUUGGCCUCCGCUCCCCAAGAAAGAUCCAAUGAAAUCUGAGCAGACACAGCAGGAAGCCAAAGUUCACAGAGCGGGAGGUCAGAAGGCUCCGCUGUGGCAACGCUGGGAGUCUGGCAUGAUAAACGGGCAGCCGGCAAAAGAAAAGAAAUGAUCAGGACCGUCAACAGACUGUUACUGAUCCACAAUGCUACAAUCACAGUCCAACCAGAGCUAAAUCAGUAGAACCAAAGUCCUUUUGUUAGACCCGGCUUCAAUACUCUCUGGCUCGUUUAACUCUGCUUUCUAUCUAUGUCAAAUGUGCAUUUCUUUUUUUGAUAUCUGUAAAUCUUAGUAUUAUUUAGCAGUUAAUUAAAGCAGAAGUAUCACAGCAAUGAUUCUAUCUUUUUUAACUCAUUUAAACCAGUGAAUCUCAAAUGGGGGUCAGCAAACAAGACUAAAAAUAUGCUUUUUUAUUAUUUAUCAGCGGUCCAGGCUCUGAGAAACCAUUUUUUGACUGUGUGCAAGUCAGAAUUGUCACAUUAGAUUUCAAGUUAAGCUGUUUUGGUGUCCCUCUGCACAUUGAAGCUAGUCAGAGCUGAUGAUAAAAACUGCAGGCUGCACAGAGGUACAGACUAUGAAUAAGGAACAGCAUUACAUUCAUUACACAGCAUUACACAAAUAUUAGAGUGUGCAACUUCAUUUUUGGCCGGGUAGUGUAUAUCAAAUCACUGUCAAUCUUUUCAUCAGUUAAAACCUGUGUUGUGCAAAUUAACACAAUUAUUCAUCAGCAUGCAAUGGCAAUUAAUACCAGGUGUAAUAUAUGAAAAAGUGGAGGGGAGAUGCAACUAAAUCACGUCUUGAUGUGUGUGUUUUGAAAUGCACUCCUCCUGAUUUGCCUUCCAUAUUUCAAAGACAGAGUCCUAUUUGCAGCUAAUUGAAUAGAUUCCAGUUGCGUUGCUUUGUGGUUAGUCUGUUGUACAAUGAUACAAAUAUUUACAAUAUAUGUUGAAUCCCA
Molecule: messenger RNA, 3632 nt
Organism: Amphiprion ocellaris (clown anemonefish)
Lineage: Eukaryota; Metazoa; Chordata; Actinopteri; Pomacentridae
Exons: 4
Coding region: 126-2789 (887 amino acids)
Source: RefSeq, a predicted model, not a curated record